GGAGGAGAGGGGGAGAGAGUUAAGCAGUGAAUAGGAGGCAGAUCUAGCAUCGCCUUCGAUCCGAAUUGGAACGCUCGAGUGGCAAUUUCUCCUGCCCUUUUGCGAGAUCUCAUUUCCAUGGGCCACGCUCUUGUCGAUUCAUCGCGGCUUCGCAUGUUGUUCGAGCUUCGGGUGCUCGCGGAUUGAUUUUUUUCCCAGCUCCGUUGGACUCAGUAGCGUCUUCGUCGUACCGUCGGGUUCGAUCGAGUCUCGUCUUCUUGAUAUCGGGAUCGCUUGAUUUCGCGCGUGCUGUUUCAAGGCAAUCGAAUUCGACGGACACCCAGUUGGUUGAUCGAGCGAACCCCCCCAUUUUCUGGGAGGUUUCGACGAGGUCAGUUCUCUGGGCAUAUCUGCUAAGCUCGGGAUUCGGAGGACUCGCUCUUUUGUGUUGGAGAGGAUUUGUGCCGUGGUUUUCUCGGCUUUGGGGAUUAGGUUGAUUCAUGACCUAAUGUGGGGAUUGAGAGCUUUUUUCAUGAGGAUAUGAUUGGUGUACGGGAAGAGGUUGAGUCGCGUAUCUGCGAAGGCCGGUUUUAGUUGGAGGGUUCUUGCGAGGAAACAUGUUUUGGAGGGGACGCGAGAAGGAGGUCAAGGAGCAUAAUGGUGGACUGCCUUGUGGGCAGGUCCGGGUACUUGUUGUUGGCGAUUCAGGAGUGGGAAAAACAUCUCUCGUCCAUCUGAUCGUCAAAGGAUUUUCCAUUGCCCGUCCUGUCCAAACAAUUGGUUGCGCAGUUAGUUUGAAGCUUAUUUCUUAUGGAAACUCUGGUAGCUCUUCAACCAGCAGUAGUGGUGAUGCUGACAGAGAUUUUUUUGUUGAACUUUGGGACAUGUCAGGCCAUGAUCGUUACAAAGAUUGCAGAUCUCUUUUCUAUUCUCAGAUAAAUGGUGUUAUUUUUGUCCAUGAUCUCUCUCAAAGAAGGACGAAAUCAAGCUUGCAGAAAUGGGCAACUGAAAUAGCUGCAACUGGAACAUUCUCUGCUCCUCUAGGAUCUGGAGGUCCUUGUGGCCUUCCUGUUCCAUACCUUGUUAUUGGUAACAAAGCAGAUGUAGCUGCAAAAGAUGGUAUAAGAGGAAGCAGUGGUAAUCUUGUGGAUGCUGCUCGCCAGUGGGUUGAGAAGCAAGGUUUACUGCCAUCCAGUGAGGAACUUCCACUGACAGAGACAUUUCCAGGCAGUGGUGGACUCCUUGCGGCUGCCAAAGAAUCAAGAUAUGACAAGGAAGCUAUAGUGAAAUUCUUUCAGACGUUAAUCAGGAGAAGGUAUAUCUCAGAUGACUUGCCUUCAGCCAAUCCAUGGUCUGUCUCUCCAGUGCAGAGAACUUCCCAGCGUUUGGAUGAUGAUUUGAGCGAUGAUGAACAGUUUUACAAGAAUACGAGUGUGAACAGUGGUGCCUACAACUAUAACUCUCUCCCUCCUCUUCCGGCACAGCAUAAUCUUACACCACCUCCCACUUUAUAUCCUCAGCAGCCAGUUUUGGUAUCCGAGAACUAUACGUUUCCGAGAUUUUCAUACAGUAGUUCCUCUGAAUUCACCAGCACAGGCAGAUCAAAGCGUGCCGACAUCAACGUCUGAUAGUGUCCGCCUCUUGCAUCUUGGGACAUGAACAGAUCAUGCCUUGCUAUUGGAAAUGUGGCAUGAUUUCUUCAAUUUGUUUGCUUUGUUAUUUCGCUUGUAAUGGGGUUAAUAGAUUCUUUCUUUGUUGGGUAUUGUUGCCUUACGAGGUGUCCAGUACAGGUUUAGAGAGCAUGUAUGAUAUCUAGAUGAAUCGGGAAGUACAAAGCAUUUGUUGCAAUCAACUUGUCACACUAUUUUUCAACCUAAUAUAAGAAUCAUUCUUUCCCAGCAAAACAAA
This is a messenger RNA of Rhodamnia argentea, 1887 nucleotides long. Its product is annotated as small GTPase LIP1. Lineage: Eukaryota; Viridiplantae; Streptophyta; Magnoliopsida; Myrtales; Myrtaceae. Gene Ontology annotation, molecular function: GTP binding; GTPase activity. The record is from RefSeq and is a predicted model, not a curated record. Gene Ontology annotation, cellular component: endomembrane system. Bases 597 to 1607 code for a protein of 336 amino acids. Gene Ontology annotation, biological process: intracellular protein transport. The transcript has 7 exons.